Messenger RNA from Chlamydomonas reinhardtii, 5891 nucleotides. RefSeq lists its product as uncharacterized. Bases 355 to 5490 code for a protein of 1711 amino acids. The record is from RefSeq and is a predicted model, not a curated record. Gene Ontology annotation, molecular function: clathrin light chain binding; structural molecule activity. Gene Ontology annotation, biological process: intracellular protein transport; receptor-mediated endocytosis. NCBI's taxonomy places the organism in Eukaryota, Viridiplantae, Chlorophyta, Chlorophyceae, Chlamydomonadales, Chlamydomonadaceae. Gene Ontology annotation, cellular component: plasma membrane; chloroplast; plasmodesma. The transcript is spliced from 31 exons.
AGCAAGGGAAGUGCAGGCUAGAAUCGGCCCGCAGGCGUCGCUCGGUGGUUGCGAGUCAUAGAGACGCGACGUAGUCGCAGGCGAGGCGAGACCCUUGUGCUAUGACGCUGGGUGUGUAAUGUGUUGGCGCUGUGCAGCUAUAUACUAAAAGAGCGCUGGGACUGCGGAAGACCGCGUACGUAGCUCAUGGGCAUUCCCGCAUUCCACGGGUGUCUCCCACUUCUGCUCGCAGCUUCACGCUAAACUUCGUUGACAGGGGCUGGCCCCACUCCCUCCUAUAUCCCCACGUAUACGACAGAGGACGCAAACACAGGGGAGUUUACCGGACGGGCGCGAGGAUCACUAUCGGGCUCAAUGGCAGCCCCGUUGUUGGUGUCCGAGAAGCUGCUGCUCCCCAGUAUUGGGGUUGCGCAGGACUUCAUCUCGUUCAAGAAUGUCUCUAUGGAGUCAGAGAAGUACAUUUGCGUCCGCGAGACCGGUGCUCAGAACACCGUGGUCAUCGUGGACAUGUCCAACCCGCUGAAUCCUGCGCGGAGGCAGAUCAGCGCGGACAGUGCCCUCAUGUGCCUUGACAAGAAGGUCAUCGCGCUGAAGGCCGUGACCGCGGGCACUGCAGGCGACACCCUGCAGGUGUUUAACCUUGACACCAAAACGAAGCUGAAGGCAUACCAGAUGCCGGAGACGGUGGAGUUUUGGAAGUGGAUCACUCCGACGAUGCUUGGCCUCGUGACCGCGGGCGCAGUCUACCACUGGGACGUGGAGGGCGCGUCGGAUGCUCCCACCAAGGUGUUCGACCGGACCCCGAACUUGGCGGGCUCCCAGAUUAUCAGCUACCGCACUAGCACGGACAACAAGUGGGCGGUCCUCAUCGGCAUUGCCCCUGGCGCGCCGGAGCGGCCGCAGCUGGCGAAGGGCCUCAUGCAGCUGUACUCCUUCGAGCAGGCCAAGAGCCAGCCGCUGGAGGCGCAUGCCGCGGCCUUCGCGAAUGUCAAGUUCACGGGCCGGGACACACCCAGCCUGGUCAUCUCGUUCGCCCAGAAGACCCUGAAGGACGGGCAGAUCAUCUCCAAGCUGCACGUCAUUGAGCUGGGCGGCGCGGCGGCUGGCGGCGCCAUCAAGCGCAGCGCGGAGCUGUUCUUCCCGGCGGACUUUGCGGACGACUUCCCGGUCUCGCUGCAGAUCAGCGAGAAGUUCGGGCUGGUGUACGUGGUGUCCAAGCUGGGCUUCGUGUUCGUGUACGACCUGGAGUCCGCCACCGCCGUGUACCGCAACCGCAUCAGCCCGGACCCCGUGUUCCUGGCCUGCCCCAGCGACAGCACCGGCGGCAUCUACGCUAUCAACCGGCGCGGCCAGGUGCUGCUUGCGACCGUGAACGAGGCGACCAUGGUGCCGUUCGUGAGCCAGCAGCUCAACAACCUGGACCUCGCCAUGGCCAUGGCCAAGCGCGGCAACCUGCCGGGCGCGGAGGCGCUGGUGGGCCAGCAGUUUGAGCGCCUGUUCGCGGCGGGCCAGUACAAGGAGGCGGCGGAGUGCGCCGCGGAGUCGCCGCAGGGCCAGCUCCGCACGCGCGAUGUGAUGGACAAGCUGAAGGGCGUGGUGCCGCCCGCCGGCCAGAAGCCGCCCAUCCUGGUGUACCUGGGCGUGCUGCUGCAGCGCGGCAAGCUCAACGCCGCGGAGUCGGCGGAGCUGGCGCGUCUGGUGCUGAGCCAGAACAAGAAGGACCUGCUGGUCAACUGGUGGGGCGAGGGCAAGCUGGAGGCGUGCGAGGAGCUGGGUGACGCCAUCAGCGCGGCGGGCGACAAGGACUUCGCGCUCAAGGUGUACCAGCAGUGCGGCGCCGGCCCCAAGGUCAUCGCCACGCUGGCGGAGAAGGGCGACAUCCAGGCGCUGAUCGCCUACACGGGCCAGAGCGGCCAGAAGCUUGACUACAUGUUCCUGCUGCAGAGCCUCAUGAUGAACAACCCCAACGGCGCCGUGGCGCUGGCCAAGAUGGUGGCCAAGCAGACGCCGCCGCCGGUGGACGUCAACGUCAUGGCUGACCUGUUCCUGCAGCGCAACAUGAUCCGCGAGGCGACCGCCUUCCUGCUGGACGCGCUGUCGGGCGACAAGCCGGAGCAGGCGGCGCUGCAGAGCAAGCUGCUGGAGAUCAACCUGGUCACCAACCCGCAGGUCGCGGACGCCAUCCUGGCCGGCGGCACGCUGACGCACUACGACCGGCCGCGCAUCGCGCAGCUGUGCGAGAAGGCCGGCCUGUAUAUGCGCGCGCUGCAGCACUACACCGACCUGUCGGACAUCAAGCGCUGCAUCAUCAACACGCACGCGAUCGACCCCCAGGCGCUGGUGGAGUACUUUGGCACGCUGUCCAGCGACUGGGCGCUGGACUGCCUGAAGGAGCUGCUGGUGAGCAACAUGGCGCAGAACCUGCAGCUGGUGGUCAACAUCGCCAAGGAGUACACGGAGCAGCUGACGGCCUCCAAGGUCAUUGAGCUGUUCGAGGCCUACAACUCGUACCACGGCCUGUACUUCUACCUGGGCGCGCGCAUCUCGUUCACCGAGGACCCCGAGGAGCACUUCAAGUACAUCGAGGCGGCUGCUCGCACCGGCAACCUGAAGGAGGUGGAGCGCGUCACCCGCGAGUCGUCGCACUACCCGCCCGACAAGGUCAAGGCCUUCCUGAUGGAGGCCAAGCUGCCGGACGCCCGCCCGCUCAUCAACGUGUGCGACCGCUUCGACAUGGUGGAGGACCUGACGCAGUACCUGUUCGCCAACAACAUGCUGCGCUACAUCGAGGGCUACGUGCAGAAGGUGUCGCCGGCCAAGGCGCCCGCCGUGGUGGGCGCGCUGCUGGACUGCGAGGCGCCCGACGAGUUCAUCAACAACCUCAUCCUGUCGGUGCGCUCGCUGCUGCCGGUGGACAAGCUGGUGGAGGCGGUGGAGCGCCGCAACCGCCUCAAGCUGCUGACGCCCUUCCUGGAGCACCUCAUCAGCGAGGGCAGCCAGGACCCGCACGUGCACAACGCGCUGGGCAAGAUCAUCAUCGACACCAACAACAACCCGGAGCACUUCCUAACCACUAACCCCUACUACGACUCGCUCGUGGUCGGCAAGCACGCGGAGAAGCGCGACCCCAACCUGGCCGUCAUUGCCUACAAGCGCGGCACCUGCGACGACGCGCUCAUCGAGUGCACGUCCAAGAACGCGCUGUUCAAGCCGCAGGCCCGGUACAUUGUGGAGCGUGCUGACCCCGCGCUGUGGGCCAAGGUGCUGGACGAGGCCAACGAGCACCGCGCCUCGCUCAUUGAGCAGGUGGUGGGCACCGCCCUGCCCGAGAGCCGCAACCCCGAGCAGGUCAGCGUCACAGUCAAGUCGUUCAUGGCCCAGGGCCUGCAGUCGGAGCUGAUCGAGCUGCUGGAGAAGAUUGUGCUGCAGAACAGCGCCUUCUCCAACAACGCCAACCUGCAGAACCUGCUCAUCCUCACCGCCAUCAAGUCCGACAAGACCCGCGUCAAGGGCUACAUCUACCGCCUGGACAACUUUGACGGGCCCGCCGUGGCCGAGAAGGCCAUCGAGCACGGCCUGGCGGAGGAGGCGUUUGAGAUCUUCAAGAAGUUCAACAAGCGCGUGGAGGCCGUCAAGGUUCUGCUGGAGCAGCUGAAGGACCUGCCGCGCGCCUCGGAGUGGGCCUCCAAGUGCGACGAGCCGGCGGUUUGGAGCGAGCUGGGCCACGCGCAGCUGGCGGCGGGCCAGGUGGCGGAGGCCAUCGCCUCCUACCUCAAGGCCGGCGACUCGAGCCGCUACGUGCAGGUGACGGAGACGGCCAAGGGUAGCGGCUGCUACGACGACCUGGUCAAGUACCUGCUGAUGGUGCGCAAGAAGGUCAAGGAGCCUAAGGUGGACACGGAGCUGGUGUACGCGUACGCCAAGACCUCCAACAUGGCGGCGCUGGAGGAGUUCAUCUCCGCCACGCACCAGGCCAACCUGCAGGCCUGCGGAGACCGCUGCUACGAGGAGGGGCUGUACGAGGCGGCGCGCGUGCUGUUCGCGCACCUGCCCAACUACGGCCGCCUGGCUUCCACGCUGGUGCGGCUGCGGCAGUUCCAGCAGGCGGUGGACGCGGCGCGCAAGGCCAACAGCCCCAAGACCUGGAAGGAGGUUUGCUACGCGUGCGUGGACGAGAAGGAGUUCCGCCUGGCGCAGCUGUGCGGCCUGGCCAUCAUCGUCAACGCCGACGAGCUGGACGAGGUGUCGGAGACCUACCAGCGCAAGGGCCACUUUGACGAGCUGAUUGCGCUGAUGGAGAGCGGCAUCGGCCUGGAGCGGGCGCACAUGGGCAUCUUCACCGAGCUGGGCAUCCUGUACGCCCGCUACCGGCCCGAGAAGCUGAUGGAGCACCUGAAGCUGUUCGGCAACCGGCUCAACAUCCCGCGCCUCAUCCGCGUGUGCGACGAGCAGCAGCACUGGAAGGAGCUCACGCUGCUGUACAUCGCCUACGACGAGUACGACAACGCCGCGCUGUGCAUGAUCAACCACUCGCCCGUGGCGUGGGAGCACGUGCAGUUCAAGGACGUGGCGGUCAAGGUGUCCAGCACCGAGACGCACUACCGCGGCCUGGCCUUCUACCUGGACGAGCACCCGGACCUGUUGUGCGACUUGCUGGGCGUGCUGCAGAGCCGUCUGGACCACGGCCGCGUGGUGGACAUGAUGCGCCGCGCCAACCAGCUGCCGCUCAUCAAGGACUACCUGCUGGGCGUGCAGAAGGCCAACCACACCGAGGUCAACGAGGCCAUCAACUCGCUGCUGAUCGAGGAGGAGGACUUCGAGGGCCUCAAGCACUCCAUCUCCACCUACGACAACUUCGACCAGCUGGGCCUGGCUGCUCGGCUGGAGAAGCACGAGCUCAUUGAGUUCCGGCGGCUGGCGGCGAUGGUGUACAAGCAGAACCAGAAGUGGCGGCGCGCGGUGGAGCUGGCACAGGCGGACGGGCUGUUCCGGGACGCGAUGGAGACCACGGCGCAGAGUGGGGAGGCGGAGCUUGCGGAGGAGCUGCUGCGGUAUUUUAUCGAGAAGGGCGAGAAGGAGUGCUUCGCGGCCUGCCUGUACACCUGCUACGACCUGCUGCGGCCGGACGUGGUGCUGGAGCUGUCCUGGAUGAACGGCCUCACCGACUACUCCAUGCCCUACAUGAUCCAGAUGCUGAAGGAGUAUGUGGGCAAGGUGGACAUGCUCAUGUCAGAGCGCAAGGAGCAGCAGAAGGAGAAGGAGCAGGCGCAGCAGGCGCAGCGCCACCAAGAGGCGCAGCGCAACGCCUACGCCACACUCAUGCCACUGGCUCUGCCCGCGCCCAACAUGACUGGGCCGGGCGGGCCAGGCGGCGGCUACGGCGACCACCACGGGGCUGCGGGCGCCGGCGGCUUCGGGGCGGCGCCCCACGGCGGCUUCGGCGGGGCCCCGCAAGGUUUCGGGGGGCACCCUUUCGGCGGUCAGUAUUAAGUGGCUGAGCACGGGAGCGAAAGGAUAGUGAUGAGAUGAGGCUCGGGUCUGGGCGCAUUAGAGAGGGACCGACAGAUAUUGCAUGACGUGGCGGCAGCUGCUUUGGGCGGGCCCGGGCAUGGCCGUGACACCCUGAUAUAAUGUUGGUUGGAGUGCGAGUUUUGGCGGAAGCACAAAUACACACACUACGGGGGCGGCAUGCAACUGUGGUAAACAGGGGGGUGCUCUUAAAGACACACUCUCCGGGUGCUCGUGGAGCGUGAAGGAAGAUUGCUGUAGACGCUAGAGCGGGCUCGCGGCAUUCCGAGUCAGCUGCUUAGUAUAGCGCUUAGUGCAUAAGCGAAGCAGCGGUGGUGCAUUCAGGAACAUGUGUGACGCCAGGUCUGUAACAAAGGACUACA